GGAGGCGCCAUGGCCGGGCUGGCCGCGGCCGAGCCCCCAGCCCCACAGCCGGCCUCCCGCUCCGCGGCCCUCGGCCCCUCCCGCAGCGGCGGCGACAGGCGCAGGAACGCCCCGGACGCCGCCCAGGACACACAGCUGAGAUCAGAGGAUUUGAAUCACGUCAUCACACUACUCAAAGGUUCGGGCUCAAAAGAUUUGGAAAAAGAGCAGCUGAAAACUCUGAAGAAGGUAGUCAAGAAUUUUGAAAAUGGACUUCCCAUUAAGAAUGUAGCACAAAUUACCGAAAUUCUUAACCUGUGUGCAGAAAAAGUGAAUGAACAAGAAGCUUUCACUGAGCCUUUAUGUGAACUUAUUAAAUUGUUUGGGUUACCAUUUCAAAAAAAGAAAUCAUCUGAUGAAGUAAACUAUUCCGCUGAAGUUGCACAAUCCAUUGCACAACUGGGUUACUUGAUGAGAGUGCCAAGCUCUCAAGUUAAAAUACAAAUCUGUAAGAGUAUUGUUAACUUCUAUAAUACGGAGCUACCAGGAAAACUACUUCCAGGUCACCAGCCAACAAAUGCAAACUAUAAAAUCCAGAUGGCUGAAGGAGGAUUAGUAGAAGCUCUUGUUUUGUCACUACCAUUAGUUGAAAAUCAACUUACUGAGAAGUUGUGGGUACUUAAAGCUCUCCAGCAUCUUUCCACCUCUGGAGUAAGUUGUGAACAAAUGGUGAAGACCCAAGCAGCCAGCAGGCUUUGUUUGUAUCUAAAUGGUGCUGAUCCCUCAGGACAGCUAGUGUUCCAUUCCUCAGAUAUCCUAUGGAACCUGCUAGAAAGCACCUCAAAAGAAGAAGUUACUAAUCAGCUCAGGAGCUUGGAAUGUGUGCAUGCUUUGAAAGAAGCAUUUGCAGCCCUCCUCACGCGUGGCUUCCGGCACUGUGAUUAUCAGCUACGGAAUGACCUCUUGGUGAUUGCCACAUUACUAGCUAAAAACCCUGCAGUACAUAUGAUUGAAAGUGGAUUUGCAAAGCUCUUAAUAGCACUUGCAACAUUUACUGAAGUUAAACUUCCCAAUCCCUUCGUAAAAGGUUUUAAACUUACUUACUCAUAUGAGGAUUUUGAGAUGAAGAAGUUACUAUUUAAUAUCAUAGGAAUUUUAUCUAAAGACCCAUCUGCUGCACAGCUCCUCAGUGAAAAUCAUGUGAUGCCAGCUUUGCUUUAUUAUGUAAAAAAAAAUGAAAAGCCUGGAUUUCAUGACUGGUCUGCUUCCCAAUAUGAAGAAUUACAGCUUCAUGCAAUUGCUGUUUUAGCUUCGGUGGCUCCUGUGUUAGUAGAUAAAUAUUUGUCCUGCCGAGCGAAUACUCUUCUCCUUGUGUUUCUAGAAUGGUGUCUAGGCCAAGAUCCUUUCUAUGGUCAAGGUAACAGUUUCCAUGGAACAGAUGGUCGUGGCAACAAACUUGCACAAAUGCACUACAGCAUCCGAGUGCUGAGAUCUGUUGUGGCCCUUUAUGAUGAUGCUGUGAGCACUGAUUUGUAUGACCAGGGAGCAAUUAGCCAGCUACUGGACACCUUAAAGUAUGCAGCAGACAAAUCUAAAGAAAAAGAAGGUACCGUUCUACUGGAAAUCCAAGCUGACAUAUUAUUUAUUUUGUCUGUUCUCUGUGAAAAUGAUGUCCACAGAAAGGAACUCUUCAGCUGUGAAGGAAUUGAUAGACUUAUCCCAUUCUUUAAGAUGGAUCCAAGGACGUUAUAUAUUGGAUUAGGCUACAGUUGUGUCCUUCUCAGUGCCCUCGACUGCUUGUGGUCCUGUGUCAUUGGAUGUUCCGUUGCAGAGGACUGUUUUAUUGAAAAACAAGGCAUUUUCCUCCUUCUGGAUUUGUUGGCAUCAAAGGAACAGAACCUGUGCAAUAUAAUUCUUGGAAUCUUGGUUGAAUUUUCUGACAACCCUAAAACCACUUUGCACAUGCGUGUCUGGCGAGGGAAGAGAGAUCAAACAGCAGCUAACCUCCUAAUACAGUUAUGGAGACAGGAGGAGUUGGAUUUGGGAGUCAAACGUGAUCAGCAUGGAAAGAUUAUUGACACUAAGAGACCUCUUGCUACCAGCUUCCAGAAACAGCAAAAGGUCAUACCAGUGCCUGCCAGCUGUCCCAGUUUUGCCAUCAUGGAAAUUUCAGAGAACAUACGGGCAAAAAUUUAUUCAUUAUUUUGCAAGCUAGACAUAAAAUAUUAUAUUUUUAGAGAAAUUCAUCAUACUGAUGUAAUUAAUAUUCUUCUAGGUUUUGAAAAUUUACCUGGCUUAUCUGCUAAGGAUUUUGUUACACUUGCUAUUAUACAACGUUAUCUUGACUUUAAAAUUGGAGAGGUUUGGAGUGAAAUACGUAAAGAACUAAAAGAAGAAUUCAGGCCUGUUACGCCUGACAUGACAAUCUUGAAAUUUACUUCAGAGGCGUCAGAAACUACUGGGGAAAGUGUUGCUGUUCUGCAGAAUGAAAUACUUGAAAGACAACACCACGACAAAAUACAGGAAGAGAAAAAAAUUUACAAAGAAAUCAAAGAUGCCCAUAUACAGAGAGAAGUGAUAAAGGAAUCUUGGGAAAAUUUCUUGACUCGGACAUCAAACUAUGAGGCGUUGAAGAAAGCAAAAAGGCUCCAGGAAACAUUAAUAGAGACUUCCAGAUUGAAAGCAAAGAUUCAAAAUGGACCAGACUAUUCUACUGAUAUUAAAAACCUCCAUAUAACAAUUGGACCUGGUCGCUUUGUAACUGUGCAAAGAGCUCCUCGUCAGCACGGUGGAGGGCCACUGGCUGAUAUAGACCAUGAUCAUAGAAAGUCCUCUGUUUCUAAAGGAGCUGUAAAAAAGAUCAAAAGAGAUAAAACACUGGACUCGGUAAAGAAAAAAUCAGUACCUGUAGAAUAG
Messenger RNA from Poecile atricapillus (Black-capped chickadee), 2895 nucleotides. It is a transcript of the gene CFAP69, whose product is annotated as cilia and flagella associated protein 69. Lineage: Eukaryota; Metazoa; Chordata; Aves; Passeriformes; Paridae. The transcript is spliced from 24 exons. The coding region runs from base 10 to 2895 and encodes 961 amino acids. Gene Ontology annotation, cellular component: sperm midpiece; non-motile cilium. The record is from RefSeq and is a predicted model, not a curated record. Gene Ontology annotation, biological process: olfactory behavior; response to odorant; positive regulation of flagellated sperm motility.